This is a messenger RNA of Lactuca saligna, 636 nucleotides long. The record is from the annotation of a GenBank genome assembly. NCBI's taxonomy places the organism in Eukaryota, Viridiplantae, Streptophyta, Magnoliopsida, Asterales, Asteraceae.
AUGCCAUAUAAUUUUCAACUUUUUUUUGAAACAUUUUUGUUUGAGAAACACGAUGGGUAUGUCCUAAUUGAUGAGGGAAUAGUUGAUGAAGUUGAUUAUGUCCUAAUUGAUGAGGGAAGAAACCCAUUGCUGAUAAGUGGUGAGGCUAGCAAGGAUGCUGCACGUUACACAGUUGCAGCUAAAGUAGCUGAGCUUCUCAUGCGUGGCCUUCUUAAGGAUAAUUCAGUGGAGUUGACAGAAGAAGGAAUAGCCCUAGCUGAGAUGGCUCUAGAAACAAAAGAUCUAUGGGAUGGGAAUGAUCCUUGGGCUAGAACACCCAUAUCAAACAUCCAUACUAGACCAACAAAGCUAAUACUGGAAACUAUCAUUGCUGAAACAUCAGUGACAAUACUUGGAAUUAAGUAUGUGAUUGAUCCUGGAUGGGUAAAAGUGAGGAGUUACUCUCCUGAUAGUGGCAUUGAGUCUCUAACUAUUCUUACAACUUCAAAAGCUCAACCUCUUCAAAGGAGUGGGCGUGCAGGGCGUGAAGGAGCUGGGAAAUGCUUCUGUCUUUAUCCAGAGAGCAGAUUUGAGGGACAUGAUGAUUCCACAAUGCCAGAGAUCAAAAGAGGAAACCUUUCUAAUGUUAUUUUGUAG